This is a messenger RNA of Pollicipes pollicipes, 1057 nucleotides long. It is a transcript of the gene mRpL28, whose product is annotated as mitochondrial ribosomal protein L28. The record is from RefSeq and is a predicted model, not a curated record. Gene Ontology annotation, molecular function: structural constituent of ribosome. Gene Ontology annotation, cellular component: mitochondrial large ribosomal subunit. The transcript has 6 exons. The coding region runs from base 148 to 972 and encodes 274 amino acids. NCBI's taxonomy places the organism in Eukaryota, Metazoa, Arthropoda, Thecostraca, Pollicipedomorpha, Pollicipedidae.
UCCGAACCUGUGUGUUCUAUUGCCCUGUUCCGGACGAAUGCACGAAUGAGUUUGGGAGGGACUGUAGCGAGGACCGUGCCGGCGUCCUUGCGUUGGAAGGCAUUAGUUCGGUAUAUGCCAGCAUUGAAGCAUAUUGUAUGAACCACCAUGCCCAGAAACUUAUUCCACUAUCAGCGGGCGCAUGCUGCCUGGAAUGUGAAGACAGUGGUCAAAUUUCUGCCCCUUGCAUACCAGGCUUUCUACAAGGAGUGGCAGUUGGAGCGACCCAAGCCAGUGCAUUACGUGCCUGAGCCAGGCCGGUGGAAAAAGAAUCCCGAAACGGGGCAAAUCCAGAGGGUGGAGAACGUGCCGAUUCCGCUGCGCUUUCCCAAGGAGGCACACCAGGGCCUGUGGGGCGGGGAGGGCGUUAUUAAGGGCUACCAGAACCGCGGCCGCAACGCCAGCCUGGUGCCGCACUGGUGGGUGCCCAGCCUGCACCGCACCGUCCUCUACAGCGAAGUUCUCGACCGGAGGCUCGACCUGGUGGUGACGCAGCGCGCGCUCCAGCUCGUGCACGACCACUAUGGUCUCGACAUGUACCUGCUUCAGACCCGGGCGUGCGACAUCGUAUCGCUGCUGGGCCUUAAGAUCAAGCGUGAGAUCCUGCUGGCGCUGGCGCGGGGCACGCUCUGGCCAGACAACCCGGAGAAGCGGCAGGAGCUGCUCGAGAAGUACAAGCAGUUCAUCGUGCCGGAGGAGGAGGUAGAGUGGUACGGUUUGACUGUGGGAGAGGCCAUCAAGAAGCUUCGGCAGGCGCAGGCGGCGGCCGGGCCACCGCCGCCGCUGAAGCACCAAUACCGCUCGGAGCUGCUGGAGCGGCUUCAGGCUAUUCAGGUCGAACAGGCCACCCCCACAGAUAGCGAGUCUGGUGCCAGUUCCUGGCUGACGAAGAUGAACCCGUUCGGCGGCGACAAGCCUGUCGAGAAGACGUAACCCCGCCACGGACGGACGCUGGCUAGCGAGUGUAACGCGUAUCUUGUUUAUUAGCCUAGUAUGCAAUACAAACGUGCGAUUGUGA